Molecule: messenger RNA, 543 nt
Organism: Nicotiana attenuata
Lineage: Eukaryota; Viridiplantae; Streptophyta; Magnoliopsida; Solanales; Solanaceae
Exons: 1
Coding region: 1-543 (180 amino acids)
Source: RefSeq, a predicted model, not a curated record
AUGGCUCCAUUUGAGAACUUGUAUGGUCGACGAUAUCAAUCCCCCAUCGGUUGGUGUGAGGCCGGUGAGGCUAGGUUAUAUGGCACUAAUUUGGUAAGGGAUGCCUUAGAUAAGGUAAAGUUUAUUCAAGAGCGAAUUUGCACAGCACAGUCUAGGCAAAUGAGUUAUGCGGAUAAGAAAGCGUGUGAUUUGUCAUUUGUGGUAGGCGAGAAUGUACUUUUGAAAGUCUUGCCGAUGAACGGUAUCAUGAGGUUCGGAAAGAGGGGCAAGUUGAUUCUAAGGUUCAUUAGUCCAUUCGAGGUUUUGGAGCGAGUUGGUGAGGUUGCGUACAAGCUUGCUUUACCUCCUAGUCUAUCCGAAGUUCAUCAAGUAUUCUACGUAUCUAUGCACUGGAGGUACCAUGCUGACAGGUCCCAUAUGUUGGAUUACAACACAAUUCAGCUAGAUGAGCGCUUAGCUUAUGAGGAAAAGCCAGUUGUCAUUGUUGAUAGGAAGGUUUGCAAGUUGAGGUCUAAGAAGAUUUCAGCCCUGAAGGUCCAGUAG